Alternaria conjuncta is the source of this 2580-nucleotide messenger RNA. RefSeq lists its product as uncharacterized. Bases 1 to 2580 code for a protein of 859 amino acids. The transcript has a single exon. The record is from RefSeq and is a predicted model, not a curated record. Lineage: Eukaryota; Fungi; Ascomycota; Dothideomycetes; Pleosporales; Pleosporaceae.
AUGUCUCCCAAGGUCAAAACCGCUGGUCUUCGACCACUCCAGGAAAUCGCUGAAGAGGCUAACAUGUGUGCGGCGUCCCAGCUUGCGUUCGAUAACGACGAUGAGGCCUUGGCUCAACUCGAAGCUCGGAUCGAAGAACUCAACGCUGAGUAUGAGCAAGCUCUGGGUGGCCAACCUGGUAAGAACAAGGAACACGGCCCUGCGGACGCCUUCAGUAACGAGCGCGAAGAACACGACGAGCAAGAUCCCGCUGGACACGGCGCACACGGCCGCAACGGACCCGCCGGACUCCGAGGGCUGGUUAAAGCCCACGAGAUGGCAGUGAAGAAGUCUAUUGACAGUGCCCGUAACAUGAUCGGGGCGUUCCCCUCAGCCGUCGAUCUUUUCCCCGUGUACAACAACAUGCGCUCCGCGGUUGAGCACUCCAACCAAGUCGCGGGAGGUAUGAUUGGUCAGACUCCAAGGCGUGUCUUUGACCCCUUGCUGUCUCCCCGGCCCUACGGGAACCAUCGACGUCAGGUUGAGACACAUUCACUAUCGCAUACCGACACCGCUCCUCCUCUCUCGGCGGAAGUCAAGGCUUCUCCUUCUGCUACACGAGCCGAUGAUCAGGGUGAAGAGCAGUCCGUGAAGAAGAAGUGGAGUACUGUUAAGGUCAAGUCUGGAGAUGAUGAUGGCAAUAACCCAACUGCAGACUGGCCAAACGUCCCUUUGACACACUUGAGCAAUUUUGUUUGGUCGACUGUGCCGUCCAUGACAUUUUCCCAUGCUCGCACUGCAACGAGCGCAUCUAGGUCACCGCUUCCUGAGCUCAGAACUUUCGAGGACGUCCACAGCCAGAUUCGCGAGCAGGAUAUCGAAACCAUCCUGAAAGCCGAUAACAUGGCUGCUCAACGUUGGCACGAACGCGAGUUUGCUCCUGUUUCUUCGUCGAGCGGGCCUGCAGCCCUGCAGCCUGAGUCCGCUACUUCGCUUCUAGACCGCACGCACGCAAAGAAGAACGCAGCCAGCCAGCCAUCGCUAGAGACCCAUUGCGGUGUCCACACGGGUCAAGAUCACAACGUCGGCUGUAUUACCCUCAAGGAAGGUAUCUCACCCAUCGAUCUUCUGAAUCUUCUAGAUAACUCCGACAUUUCCGACAUUUCCGAUAUCGAGUUCGAGAUCGAAGACGACUGUGCCGAGGUCAAGAACGGCGACGCGACUGCCGGAACUACUACUUUGGAGCCGCGUAAAUUCGUUCCGACUGUUACAGAAGACGAUAAGCAGGCUCGCGUAUCAGUACAAGGUCUCAACUAUGCUCUUAGUACAGAUGGAGAAGAGUACAGCGACUCCGACGCCGAUUCGAUUCCCGACCUCUUCUCUGUGGACAAUGGUCUGCCAGAGAAGUCUUCUGACGUCGAGACCGCUACCGGCUCUGCUUCUGCUGACAGCACCCCCGCACCGGACGACGCUAUGGUAGACGAGUUUCUGGACUUUACUGCCAACGCCUUCUCGCGCGAUGAAGUCUUCGAGAUCCUUCGUAUGUGCGGCGCAAAUCUAGUUGUUGCUGUCUCCAUGUACCGCAAUGCCCGCAGCCCUGACCAUAUCCGACAGAUGCUGAGGGCUUGGCUUGCGCCGCUUGAGAACGGUGGUUUGGGUGACAUGGACCGCCAGUCCAUUCAAGACGACGAAGUGAACCUUUUACAGUUCACUAACCCCUCGCAAGUCUUCACACCUCUUCACAACGCUGAGCCUACUGGAACAACGAUGGAUGUGCGAGAUGCCGACCGUUUCAACGUACUCCGACCUUUGAAGGACAUCGCAAGCUCCACAGAGGAAGACGAGUCCAAGAAGGACCAGGACACGGCCAAGAACAAGACGGGCGCUGUUCGUGCAGCCCCCUCUGUGAUUAGUGACGGAUAUGGCGGUUCAGGUGGGCUAAGGGAUCCCCUGUGGGCUCCGUCAAGUUGGCAAUACGAGUGUAAUGACCUUGCUUGGUUGAUAAACCCCAACUCCGCGCCUGGUAAUCCGGGGUCUACUGGACCAGGCCCACAGAGCUCAGGAGACGACGCAUGGGCUUCCAUUGGUAACCUUAAAGACUCCAACAACGCUCCCGAACCAGAAGCUCCUGUAUCUACUGACUAUACCGUCACCUAUUGGGCCACCGUCGAGUCCGGCGACAAAACUGUCCACAUUCCCAUCAACAGCAGCGACGUCUCCGGUCCCGAGAAGAACAUCAUCGAGAGCAGCACUGGUAUGAAGAAGAUCUGGAAAUGGGCUCAAGAGAAAGGUCUUAGCGACAAGAUCAGCCUUCAAGACGCUUUCGAUCUUGCCAAGGACAUGCACUGCAAGGACAAAACCGACCAGCCAGUCAUUAAGGAGCCUGAGCGUGCCACGGAGGCCCCACGUGCUACCCGCCGCAGUCGUAGCCGCAGCCACAGCCCAUAUCCACAACGCGCUGCUCCCGCUGUAGGUCUCUCCGGUGUGAACUACGUUUACCCCAACCCCCCGCGUGUUCACCCGAUGACCUCUCCGAUGAGUCUGGUCGAUCCGGCCCACGAGGACGUGUGUGAUGAGGGCGAGGGGUGGUCUUGUUAUUAG